GUGCUUUGUAUGCGCACACCCUCGCGCGCCUAGCUGUCCUCUAGCAGCUUGGUUUCGUUCUCAUCCUACGUAGUUAGAUACACUAGAAGUGCUGUUAACCAGUGUAAACAACCACAUCGGCCGGCGUCGCGAACAGUAGAAAGUUAUCGUACGUUCGUCAGUCUGCCAACUUUCUCACAGCAGCACAAACAUCCUCCCGGCUAGCUGGUCUGCCACCGAAGGAAACCAUCGGCCAGACGAAAUGCCAAUUUUCACGAAAAAGUUUGCACCGAAAGUGGCGCCCCCUCGUACGGCCCGGCUCAACAUUGGCUGCCCACCGCAGCAGGAGGAUCUGGACGAGUACCGCAACAUCCGGCUGAACCUGCUGGACAAGCAGCUGUGCUUCGUCGACGGGGUUUGGAUGAGUGCAAUCAAAGCCACUGCGGCGGGUUCGGGCGGUUCAUCGGCAUUACCCGGCACCAACAACGCCAUCGACGACCUGCUCCGGAUGAAGCGGCGAGUCAAAAGUCUCGAGCAGGAAAAUAAUCUGUACCAGGUGAAGUUGGACGUGCUGUUGGAUCUGCUAACGGAGAAUGUGAUUGAACUGAGUACAGUGAAGGGUCAAUAAAUAUCUAAAUUAAAU
Messenger RNA from Armigeres subalbatus, 622 nucleotides. It is a transcript of the gene Cby, whose product is annotated as protein chibby homolog 1. Lineage: Eukaryota; Metazoa; Arthropoda; Insecta; Diptera; Culicidae. Bases 242 to 607 code for a protein of 121 amino acids. The transcript is spliced from 2 exons. The record is from RefSeq and is a predicted model, not a curated record.